ACAGCUGCAGUUUGUCAAUCAACCGAGGUCACGUGACCUGACUCACGCCGCAACAACGCCGCAGACCGGAAAAACGCGGGCGACCUCUUGAUUCUGGUUCUGCUCGAAUAACGAUGGGAGUCAGCGGCAAGGUUUUCGGGCUGUGCAGCUACGAGACGACAAAGCUGGUCCGCAUCCACAGCGUCCGGCUGGGCUCGCUCAAGUGGACCCUGAACGCAACGGUGCUCCUAUUCAUAUGCGUGUUGAUGUUGUGGAACAGGAAGUACCAACAGUUUGAGCAGGUCGUGAGCUCCGUCACCGCCAAGGUGAAGGGGGUGGCCCGCAUGCAGGUGCCCGGGGAGGAAGCCGUCAUCUGGGACGAGGCCGACUACGGUGGACCCUCACAGGACAAGAAUUCUUUCUUUGUGGUCACCAAUGUCAUCGUGACCAAGAACCAGAAGCAAGGACGAUGCAGCGAGCCUCCCUCUAGUGGCCGUCGAUGUCAACAUCACGACGACUGCGAGCUAGGCGCCUGGGAGCCGCACAGCCACGGGAUACAGACGGGCUCGUGCGUCAGGUUCGACACGUUGGCCAGAACAUGUGAGGUGGCAGCCUGGUGUCCUGUCGAAGCCAAGCGCAAACCGCCGAGGCCUGCUCUGCUGGCGUCCGCUGUGAACUUUACGGUGCUCAUCAAGAACAACAUCCGUUUUCCCGCCUUUAAUUUCAUCAGGAGGAACAUCUUACCCGAGAUGACAGAGUCCUACCUGACCAGAUGUCAACGUGCUAACGAUUCUUUGUGUCCAGUCUUCACCCUGGGAGACGUCGUCCACCAGGCUGGGGAGAACUUCUCGACCAUGGCUGUGGAGGGAGGCGUGAUAGGCAUCCAAAUCAAGUGGGACUGCAACUUGGACCAUCUGCACAGACGCUGCCUGCCCGCCUACUCCUUCAGACGCCUGGACCAGAAGGAGAGCAAUAAGACUCUCUCACCUGGAUACAACUUUAGGUUUGCUAAGUACAAGACAGUGAACGGCGUGGAGGAGAGGACGCUCUACAAAGCUUUCGGCAUCCGCUUUGACAUCAUGGUCUAUGGACAGGCCGGAAAGUUUAGCUUCAUUCAGCUCGUUGUCUACAUCGGAUCGACUUUGUCCUACUAUGCUCUGACGACAGUUCUACUGGACUGGCUGAUCGGUACCAGUUGCUAUGCGGCCGAGGAGGGGCAGAACUACUCUGAGAAGAAAGUGGAGUCCAUCCCAAACAAAAAGAAGUGCAUCCUGUGCGUGUCAUACGUGGAUGAGGAAAAUAUCCGUGUUGUUAAGAUGUCUCACAAGAAACGCUUACAGGAUGUCAAAACCAUUCGCAUUCAGACACGAAGGGAGGAUGUAGGACACAUGAUGGCGACGCUCUGUUUCCUUCCUGACCAACAGCCUUCGCCCGGCACCCUCACCAAACCCCAGAACCGUCCUCCAAGUUGGUGCAAGUGCGGCGGCUGCAGCGGCUCCCCCCUCCCGCAGGAGGAGCUGUGCUGCCGGCGCAGCGAUGAGGGCGCCUGCGUGGCCACUUCGGUGCUCUUUGACAAGCUCUUGCUUCAGCGCCCCCUCCUGGAGGCGCUGCUCAUCUACAGAGAACCCCUCGCUCAAACGCCGCCCAGUGCAGCUGCCUUGCGUCGCUGCGCCUACAGCCAGUAUGUGGUUUGGAGGGUGGGCGUCCCGCCGACCGACGCCCGCCCCGCCAUCCCGCGUUGCUGCGUGAUGAGGAUCAGGGAGGCGUUCCCCAGUCCGGACGGACGAUACGGCGGUUUUGCGUUGGCUACCGAAGAGGAUAUGUGA
Syngnathoides biaculeatus (alligator pipefish) is the source of this 1805-nucleotide messenger RNA. RefSeq names its product purinergic receptor P2X, ligand-gated ion channel, 7 (gene p2rx7). Gene Ontology annotation, molecular function: ATP binding; extracellularly ATP-gated monoatomic cation channel activity; purinergic nucleotide receptor activity. Lineage: Eukaryota; Metazoa; Chordata; Actinopteri; Syngnathiformes; Syngnathidae. The record is from RefSeq and is a predicted model, not a curated record. Gene Ontology annotation, biological process: monoatomic cation transmembrane transport; response to ATP. Gene Ontology annotation, cellular component: nuclear inner membrane; plasma membrane. Bases 114 to 1805 code for a protein of 563 amino acids. The transcript has 13 exons.